Molecule: messenger RNA, 2412 nt
Organism: Lemur catta (Ring-tailed lemur)
Lineage: Eukaryota; Metazoa; Chordata; Mammalia; Primates; Lemuridae
Gene: SNX1
Product: sorting nexin 1
Exons: 16
Coding region: 80-1696 (538 amino acids)
Biological process (GO): intracellular protein transport; early endosome to Golgi transport
Cellular component (GO): endosome; endosome membrane
Molecular function (GO): phosphatidylinositol binding
Source: RefSeq, a predicted model, not a curated record
CGCACCGUCGGAACGCUUUGCUCGCGGCGCUAUCUCUCUAUAAAGUUGUUGUUGCGGCUUCCGCCGCGGGUGGAGGAAGAUGGCGUCGGGUGGUGGUGGCUGUAGCGCUUCGGAGAGACUCCCUCCACCCUUCCCUGGCCUGGAGCCGGAGUCCGAGGGGGCGGCUGGGGGGUCAGAACUCGAGGCUGGGGACAGCGACACCGAGGGGGAGGACAUUUUCACCGGCGCCGCCGCGGCCAGUAAGCCCCAGUCUCCAAAGAGAACUACAUCCCUUCUUCCUAUCAACAAUGGCUCCAAAGAAAAUGGGAUCCAUGAGGAACAAGACCAGGAGCCACAGGACCUCUUUGCAGAUGCCACAGUGGAACUAUCCCUGGACAGCACACAAAAUAAUCAGAAGAAGCUGCCGAUCAAAACGCUCAUUUCUCUUCCUCCACAGGAAGCCACAAAUUCUUCUAAGCCCCAGCCAAGCUAUGAGGAGCUAGAGGAAGAGGAACAGGAGGACCAAUUUGAUUUGACAGUCGGUAUAACUGAUCCUGAAAAGAUAGGGGAUGGUAUGAAUGCGUAUGUGGCCUACAAAGUUACAACACAGACGAGCUUACCAAUGUUCAGAAGUAAACAGUUUGCAGUGAAAAGAAGAUUCAGUGACUUUCUGGGUCUUUAUGAGAAGCUUUCAGAGAAACACUCUCAGAAUGGCUUCAUUGUCCCUCCUCCGCCUGAGAAGAGCCUAAUAGGAAUGACAAAAGUGAAAGUUGGGAAGGAAGAUUCUUCUUCUGCAGAAUUUCUUGAAAAACGGAGGGCCGCUUUAGAAAGGUACCUUCAGAGGAUUGUGAAUCAUCCCACCAUGUUACAGGACCCUGAUGUCAGAGAGUUUUUAGAAAAAGAAGAGCUGCCACGUGCUGUGGGUACCCAGACACUGAGUGGUGCUGGUCUCCUCAAGAUGUUCAACAAAGCCACUGACGCAGUCAGCAAAAUGACCAUCAAGAUGAAUGAAUCAGACAUUUGGUUUGAGGAGAAGCUCCAGGAGGUAGAAUGUGAGGAGCAGCGCUUACGGAAACUGCAUGCUGUUGUAGAAACUCUAGUCAACCAUAGGAAAGAGCUAGCACUGAACACAGCCCAGUUUGCAAAGAGUCUAGCUAUGCUCGGGAGCUCUGAGGACAACACGGCAUUGUCACGGGCACUCUCCCAGCUGGCUGAGGUAGAAGAAAAAAUUGAGCAGCUCCACCAGGAACAGGCCAACAAUGACUUUUUCCUUCUUGCCGAGCUCCUGAGUGACUACAUUCGCCUCCUGGCCAUAGUCCGCGCUGCCUUCGACCAGCGCAUGAAGACAUGGCAGCGCUGGCAGGAUGCUCAAGCCACGCUGCAGAAGAAGCGGGAGGCUGAGGCUCGGCUGCUGUGGGCCAACAAGCCUGACAAGCUGCAGCAGGCCAAGGAUGAGAUCGUAGAGUGGGAGUCUCGGGUGACUCAGUAUGAAAGGGACUUUGAAAGGAUUUCAACAGUGGUCCGAAAAGAAGUGAUACGGUUUGAGAAAGAGAAAUCCAAGGACUUCAAAAACCACGUGAUCAAGUAUCUUGAGACACUCCUAUAUUCACAGCAACAGUCUUGUACCAUGGAACGCUGCGGAAUUAGGAGCGCCAGGUUUACUACCACACGUUUUACAGGGGUCCACACCAGGAUCUGGGAAGUUUCAGCUUCCUGAUUCUGGGGCCCUGUGCGGUGGAAUUUGGAAGAAGAAGGUGUGGGACAUAGUAUUGGUGAGACCUACUUGCCCCAUUUGGGAUCAUCCUCUCAGUCCUCCAGAGGCAGGGCUGGGAAUGGGGAGUUUCUGCUCCAGUUCAGAGGCACCUCUGCACUAGCGGGGGGGGGGGACCCCCCAACCCCAGCCCCUAAGACAGGCACUCUGCUUCCUCCUUCCCACCCCAAGAUCUCCCACUAGGUGUGAGCUCCUGAAAAGUAGGGUGUCCCCCUCUGCACCUCACAGGACCUUUGUGGGGGGAAGUUGUGGAGAAGAGGGCUCUUGCCACGGUGCUGUGGAUGGUAGCAGCGCCCCUAUAGCUGAGAGUGGGGGUUGAGAAGUGAGAGCAGAGGCCCUUCCCAACACAUGGGGUGCGAGAGUUCUGGACUAAAUUCUUGCCGCAUACCCAGGAAGCCCUUGCCCACAGGGGUGGACAAGAGCAGUCUGGUGCCACCAACCCACAGUACCUCUUCCCCAUUCACUGCCCUCUACCCCCCUAUCCUGUCCACCCUGGACAAGCCCACAAUCAGUCUGCCAUUUACACCUCUGCUAAGGGCUGAACAUGAAUCAUCUCAAUUUUUACACACUCUUCUGAAGGAGGCAUAUUAUCCCUAUUUUGCAGAUUAACAAAGGUCUACACCAGUGGUCCCCAACCUUUUUGGCACCAGGGAUAGGUUUCA